AUCACCUUGAAACACCAUUGACUUAAUUUUGCGCCGAAAGAUAAACGACACAAUAGCCAGUUGUGCACAAUGAGCAAAAAAAUCAACUGGGGUUUGUACUUCUCCGUCCUAUCAAUUAACCUGACUUCGUUCCUAACCGGAGCUGCGUACUCCUGGACUUCCCCUGUGAUCCCGAAACUGAACAAUGCGGGAAAACUCGAAGAAAACCCUUUCGGCCGUUUAAUAUCGCCCUUUGAGGAGUCCUGGCUUGCGAGCUUGAUAAGCGUGGGGGCUUCCAUCGGCCCCGUUUUAAGCGCCCUGGUUGUGGACAAAAUCGGCCGGAAAAAAACCCUCCUAGUGCUCACUAUCCCGAUGAUAAUCCCGCAUUUGGUCCUAGCUUUCGCCAAAAACAUCACCCUGUUUUACUCGAGCCGAUUUUUCCUGGGCCUCGGGAUAGGCUCUGUCUAUUCCAUUGUCCCCAUCUAUGUUGGAGAAAUCGCCGAAGAUGGAAACAGAGGGACUUUGGGCUGCUGCAUCAGCGUCAUGUACGUUUCCGGGACGGUUUUUUGCUUCAUCGUGGGCCCUUUCCUAACCAUCAGAACCCUGUGCCUGGUUUUGGUGGCCCCAGCGGUUUUUUUCCUCAUAAUUGUCAGUUGGCACGUCCCGGAAAGUCCCUAUUACCUCGUUAUGGUGCACCGGAAGGAAGAAGCUGAAGUAGCGCUAAGGAAACUUCGGACGAGUUACGACGAGAAAGAGUUAGAAGAAAUAAUAAAAAAUGUGGAAGCGUCAAAAAACGUAAAAAUCCGACUCGGACAAGUCGUCAAAAGCCGGCUAAUACGGAAGGGAGUGUUGAUCGGGUCCGGAUUAAUUUUCUUCCAGCAAUGUUCCGGAAUCACCGUCAUCGUAGCCUACAUGCAGUCGAUUUUCGAAGCCUCCGGGAGCAGCCUCAAGCCGGAAAUUUCCGCAAUCAUAAUCGGGCUCAUCCAACUAACCACCAACGUGGUCACUUCGCAGCUAAUCGACCGCUUGGGCCGGAGAAUCCUCCUGUUGGGUUCUUUGGUCGGAAUGUUCCUCGCACAUUCUCUCCUGGGGCUGUAUUUUUGGCUCAAGAUCAACGGUUUCGACUCAAUAGUCUCGCAAAUGUUCUGGGUGCCUGUCGGCAGUUUAAUUCUCUAUUUUGUGAUGUUUACCACCGGUGUGGGGCCUGUGAGCUGGUCAAUGCUUGGGGAGAUUUUUCCAACUCAUGUCAGAGCGCACGCUUCCACUUUUGUGUGCUGUGUUUGCUCGGUUUUGGGCUUUGUCCUAACGCUGUUUUUCCCAAAUUUGGCGCAGAUUAUUGGGCUCGGGUUCACUUUUUGGUUUUUUGCGGCGUGUUGUGGCGUUGGGGUUGCGUUCGUGUGGAAGGUUGUGCCGGAGACAAGGGGCAAAAGUCUGCUUGAGAUACAACAAAUUCUGGAAUAUGGCUCAAUAAAACAUUAACGAAU
Molecule: messenger RNA, 1463 nt
Organism: Tribolium castaneum (red flour beetle)
Lineage: Eukaryota; Metazoa; Arthropoda; Insecta; Coleoptera; Tenebrionidae
Product: facilitated trehalose transporter Tret1
Exons: 2
Coding region: 70-1458 (462 amino acids)
Biological process (GO): transmembrane transport; carbohydrate transport
Cellular component (GO): membrane
Molecular function (GO): sugar transmembrane transporter activity
Source: RefSeq, a predicted model, not a curated record